This is a messenger RNA of Geosmithia morbida, 312 nucleotides long. RefSeq lists its product as uncharacterized. NCBI's taxonomy places the organism in Eukaryota, Fungi, Ascomycota, Sordariomycetes, Hypocreales, Bionectriaceae. The transcript has 2 exons. The record is from RefSeq and is a predicted model, not a curated record. Bases 1 to 312 code for a protein of 103 amino acids.
AUGUCAACCGAUACGAGCACGACGCCGCCCCAUCGCGAGAUGAAGAUUGUCGGCUCUGGGACUGCCACGCACAGGAACGUCUACCACACGAGCCAGAUGGUCGACCGGCCGCAGGACUGGCUCCUCCUGAAGUGCACGGCCGACGCCACCUUCCCGUGCCUGGAGACGCACGCGCCCGACCGGCCGAUUACGCACGCCGACUGGGACGAGCUGUGGGGUAGAUACGAGGCCUCUACGGACGCGGCCAGCGUCUUCGACCCCGAGCUGAUAGCCGCGUACCCGGACGCGCGCGUCGUGCCGGUAGAGCGCUAG